CCUCCUCUUGCUUUAAAAGUCAAGAGGCAAACACGUAGAGGUGACAACUUCCUCUUCAUCUGCUCCACUUUUUCCAUUUCUUCCUCUAUUAAGAAUCGUCGUUCUCUUCCUAUCCAACUCAUUUCCUCGAAGCCUAGCUUUUUCUUCUUCUUCUACAAGCAUUAAUGGAGGAAGCAAUGAGUACUAAUUGGCCUGUUGGUUUUGAAGAGGAGCUUGUGAGAGAGCUUUUGGACAAUGAGUCUCCGUUCUUAGUGCUACCAGAGGAGGCUGUAGAGUAUCCGCAAAUGAGUGUUUCGAACAAAGAGGGGCUUAACCGGUUCCUGCAGAACGUCUAUUCUGGACCAACAAUCCAUGAUAUCGAGGCUGCUUUGUCUAUCACAACUGGGAUAACAGUCCAACCCCAAGAACUCUCACAAGCCAGACUUUCGAUAUUAGAGAGGGGUUUGAGUAAGGUUGAGCACAAGUAUACUCUGAAGAUCAAAAGCUGUGACUCUGGAAUGGCUGAUGAUGGAUAUAAAUGGAGGAAGUAUGGACAGAAAUCCAUCAAGAAUAGCCCAAAUCCAAGGAGUUACUACAGAUGCACAAACCCCAGAUGCAGUGCAAAGAAGCAAGUGGAGAGAUCAAGUGAGGAUCUGGACACACUCAUCAUCACCUAUGAAGGACUCCACUUACACUUUGCAUAUCCAUUGUUCAACUUAACCCAAGCCCCGAAUCCACCAAUGAAAAAGCCCAAGAAGAAAACCUCGGCGGCACAAACCGAAGACCACGAGCAAGAAACUCAAGAAACUCGGCGUAGCAUUACUCCAGAACCGGAACCUGAUCUGCAGCCGGGCACAUUUGCCGACCAACCUCAAGAGUUUGUGGAAGAAGAGAGAGUGUCACAAGGGUUGCUUGAAGAUGUGGUGCCAUUUAUGAUUAGGAAACCUUCAAGUGCUUCUUCAAAUUCUUCAUGUUCCUCUUACCGUUCACCUCCAACAUCCCCUUCUUCUCUGUCAUGGCCUAGUUAUUGUGAUGUUGGGAUCAAUCAUAGCAUUGGAUGAUCGAAUCCGAAAAAGUUAGUUGUUUAAGCUAAAUUAUCCUAGUGUUUCUAUAUACAUGUGACAUAUACAAUAAUGAUGUUCAAUGUAUGUAAAAUUUCAAUGUAGAAUUGUCGUCAACAUAGGAUAAGAUGAAGCUAGUUUUUCCCAUAUUAUUAAUAUUUAUUUUGAUGUUGAUG
Argentina anserina (silverweed cinquefoil) is the source of this 1216-nucleotide messenger RNA. Its product is annotated as probable WRKY transcription factor 49. The transcript has 3 exons. The record is from RefSeq and is a predicted model, not a curated record. Gene Ontology annotation, molecular function: DNA-binding transcription factor activity; sequence-specific DNA binding. Gene Ontology annotation, biological process: regulation of DNA-templated transcription. Bases 165 to 1040 code for a protein of 291 amino acids. NCBI's taxonomy places the organism in Eukaryota, Viridiplantae, Streptophyta, Magnoliopsida, Rosales, Rosaceae.